UUUCAUUACAACCAUUUUAAGCAGUUGCAGUAACAUAAUUAAUAAUGCAUUCCCACUUUAAGCACUCAACUUCUUAAUUUUUUUCUGCUACUUAAUUACCAUUUUCAGCCUCAAAGCAAGUGGUCCUUUAAUUUCGGGAUUCACUUAUUCACGUUUUUGCUUCCUGUGCUUUUGUUUAUCUGAAUAGUGUUGUUGGAAAUUCUUCAAGUUUCAGCUUUUUCAAGAUGAACCAUGAUCAGCAACACAAACCAUCCUUCUUUGCUGUCAUCAAAGGAAAUUUCAAUCAAUUGAAAGUUCCACCGAAGAUUGUUAUGAAUUUGGGUGAAGAGUUGUGGAAAAAGGAAUCAAUUAUUCUGAUAGGCUCAUCUGGUGAGAAGUGGCAAGUGAGUAUUUUGAAGAAAGAAAACGACAUGUAUCUGCAAAACAUUGGUUGGGAAAAAUUCAUGAAAGAGAACUCAGUGAUGAAUGAAGAGUUCUUGGUUUUCACAUAUAACGGAGAGAACAGGUUCCAGGUGAAAAUUUUUGGUAGGAAUGGAUUAGAGAGACCAAGCUUCAAGAAAGAAGAAGAAGUUGCUGCAGAAGCUCCAACUGUGGUGAAGAGAAAGAGAGGUAGACCAAGCUUCAAGAAAGAGGAAAAAGUUGCUGCAGAAGCUCCGGUUGUGGUCAAGAGAAAGAGAGGUAGACCAAGAAAAAAUCCUGCUGCUGAGACAGUAUGUGCGAACAAAGAAAAGGAAGCUACAGCAACAGUAGUUGCUAAGAAAGAAAAAGAAAAAGAAGCUACAGAAACAGUUGUGGCUAGAAGAGAGAAUGAUGAACCAAGAAAAACUCCUGCUGCUAAGAGAGUAUGUGUCAAAAAAGAAAAGAAGGAAGCUGUAGAAAUAGAAACAAUGGAGAGUAAGAGAAACAAGGGAAGACCAAGAAAAAGUGCUCCUCCUCCUCCUGCUGCUGCUGUUAUCAUAAUUAUAGACUGAUAAGAAAACAAGUAUCAGUGUGUUUUGUUCCUAUUUCUCUGGUAUCUCGUUCUUUUAGUUAUUGUGUGUGUUUGAGUGGUAGGUGGGGUUGUUAUUAUUUCUUAAAGAUGUUUACUAUUUGGUUGCCAUUGUUAUUUGCUCGGCA
This is a messenger RNA of Lathyrus oleraceus (garden pea), 1116 nucleotides long. RefSeq names its product B3 domain-containing protein Os01g0723500. The transcript has 3 exons. The record is from RefSeq and is a predicted model, not a curated record. The coding region runs from base 225 to 971 and encodes 248 amino acids. Lineage: Eukaryota; Viridiplantae; Streptophyta; Magnoliopsida; Fabales; Fabaceae. Gene Ontology annotation, molecular function: DNA binding.